Molecule: messenger RNA, 1346 nt
Organism: Dendroctonus ponderosae (mountain pine beetle)
Lineage: Eukaryota; Metazoa; Arthropoda; Insecta; Coleoptera; Curculionidae
Product: Na(+)/H(+) exchange regulatory cofactor NHE-RF2
Exons: 1
Coding region: 347-889 (180 amino acids)
Biological process (GO): protein localization to plasma membrane
Cellular component (GO): apical plasma membrane
Molecular function (GO): protein-membrane adaptor activity; protein binding
Source: RefSeq, a predicted model, not a curated record
GGUGGGGUGCGGGGUCUCCGUCCGACCGACCAUCAAGCGCUAGCACUCACCUUACCACUUCCACUGAACCAAACAAAAACGAGAUUUGAAGUUCUUUAGCAGCGAGCGCAGUAAACGUGUAGAAUUGAAAAUCGAUGGUGUAUGGUCGGCUUCGGAAUAAUUUUUCAUAUAAAAAUACGAAUACCGAGCACCUGUUUCAUCAGUGGUUUUACCUGUUUUCAGGAGUGGGUAGUGCGCGAUAGCGUGAUGAUCCUUUUUUUGGCAGUUUGACGUUUGACCUUUCCUCGAGUGUUAAGGCACCGUUAGUGUACCUAGAGUGGCCUUGGAGGGACAUUUUUCAAAAAAAAUGUCGGCCGAAAAAUUGAACGGCAAUCAUUCCAAAGCGCGGCUUUGUCAUAUUCGAAAAGUGGACAACUUUGAUGGAUACGGUUUCAAUCUGCAUGCAGAAAAAGGCAAGCCUGGCCAGUACAUUGGCAAAGUGGAUGAUGGAUCUCCUGCGGAAGCAGCCGGCUUAAGGCAAGGCGACCGAAUCCUGGAAGUCAAUGGAGAAAGCAUUGGAGAUAAAACGCAUAAGCAAGUCGUCGAACUUAUAAAGCAACACUCUGACGAAACCAAACUUCUGGUAGUAGACCCCGAUGAUAACUCCAUUAUUCCCACAAACAACACCGAAUCGUUAAAGCAUGCGGAAAAUGCGUCGAAUGGAAAGCAGGAAAAUAAUUACUCCAACAACAAAAAUCACAGUGCAGGAAAGAAAGAAGCAAAUGGUACCUUGAACCUCAGUAUGACAGCAGCGGAACUUCGAGCUAAGCUAGCAGCAAAGAAGAAAUUCGAUCCCAAGAAAGAAGCCAUGGACUUCAAGCAGAAGUUUGAUAUAGUCCAAAAGUUAUGAGACCUGUAAGUGUUUGGUUUAUAGUGUGAAUAUGUGAUGUGUACUGUUAAACGAAAUGUUAUUCUCAUUCUCAUGUUUGUCUAAUUAGCGACAAGAUUCGCGUUUAGAAGGAAUUUUAUUUUUUAUGAAUAGUAUUAAGGAGUGGCUGAAUAUAUCACCGUUUAAAUAUGCACACUUGUAUAUUGCCUCUGGCUCAGAGGUCGCAUAUCUAUAAGGUUAUAAAUACUCUCGCCUUUAACUUGGAAAAGAAGAUGUUCUUGUUCAGGUAAAACCGCUUUCACUGUGUCUCGGACAUCAUUAAAUCUAAGCAAUUCCUUUGGAAUGUCGUUAAAUUCUCUAUAACUUUGCUUCAUUGUAAAACACACGCUGGGCGAUCUAAUAAUAAAACGAUUCAUUUUGUAGCUAGGAUUUAUUCCUCGAAAUUUAUUUCUUAUACAAAUACAUGUUAUGAACUUUU